Molecule: messenger RNA, 1271 nt
Organism: Peromyscus maniculatus bairdii (prairie deer mouse)
Lineage: Eukaryota; Metazoa; Chordata; Mammalia; Rodentia; Cricetidae
Source: RefSeq, a predicted model, not a curated record
AGGUCACGGGACUGGACGUCACGCUGCAGGCUCAGGGCAGCUGUCUGUUAUUUCCUCUCAUCCCAGCUGAUAUUGGGAUAGUUUGUUUCUUGUUUAGGACCUAUUUUAAAGAAGGGAUGACAUACAUCUUCUGAGAGCAGGAAGAAGAUUUCUUUUCAAAUGUUUUCAGAAAGCAUUUAUAUUAACAAGAACCUCAAAAAUAAACUUGAUUCCUCAGACAUGGAUGUAGACUUUCUUCCAGCUCCUCAAAAGAAGACCAUGAGUCAUGAAAGUUGUCACAGAUUCUCCAAGUUGCUCCUCACCUCAUUCAUAAUACUUUUACUACUAUUGAAAAUCUUAUUCUCAGUUGCUCUGAUCACUUUGUUUAAACAACAUACUCAGCUUCCUGAUGAAAAAGCAAUUACGAAAGAACUGAAUUACACUGACCUGGAGUGUACAAAACAGCAUUUACUCUCAAAAGACAAAGUCUGGAGCUGUUGCCCAAAGGACUGGAAGCCAUUUAGAUUCCACUGCUACUUCACUUCGAAUGACUCAGCAUCUUGGAGUGAGAGUGAGGAGAAGUGCUCCAGCAUGGGUGCUCAUCUGAUGGUGAUCCACAACCAGGAAGAGCAGGAUUUCAUCACCAAGAUCCUGGAUCCUAAAGUUGUUUAUUAUAUUGGGCUUUCGGUUCAAGGUCCAGGUCAUCGACAGUGGCGAUGGAUUGAUCAGACACCAUACAAUGAAAGUGCCACGUUCUGGCACCCAGGACAACCCAACAAUAAGAAUGACAAUGAAGAAUGUGUUGUAAUACAUCAUCCUUCUUCUAGUUGGGGCUGGAAUGACAUCUCUUGCAGUUGUGUACGGAAGUCAGUUUGUCAGAUGAAGAAAAUAUAUUUAUGAAUCAAGCUUUUUCUGUGAACAUGGAUUGCAUUUUUAUCCAGCAUUACAUAGAUACCUGCAAAGAUCUUCUUGUGGAAGAGAUGACCAUAGAAAUUUAGGCAGGCAUCAACAGUUAUCCAUAUGAUAAUGCUGGUGCCCAUAUACUUAUUUAUUCAUCCUUAGCUCUUUAUAUAAUGAGAUUUCCCAUGUGCGAGAGACUCAAGACUCUACAGGAUCCCUUUGUGUAUAUGUAGAAGCACACUAGCUUCUCUGUCCAUUCUUAGAUUCCUAAAUUCUUAUUUGAUGGUAGAAUUGUAUGUUGUGGACCCUCCACUAACUUCUCUCUCCUUAGUCCUCUCUCUUUAUAUUAAUGAUAUAUAAUUGAAAAAUAAAUUAUAUAUAUUUACAUUGCA